This is a messenger RNA of Blepharisma stoltei, 456 nucleotides long. Lineage: Eukaryota; Ciliophora; Heterotrichea; Heterotrichida; Blepharismidae. The record is from the annotation of a GenBank genome assembly.
AUGACCCUUCAAGCCCUAAAAGACUGCAUCUAUUGUCUAUCAGAUUUUAUUACUUUUAAUACGAAUAACGGUCAAGCCACCUUCACUAUUGAAGGAAAAAAUAUGUAUUUAAAUACAAAGCUAGAAGACCUUACCGUGGCAAUAGGAAAGCCAUAUACAUAUAAACAUAGACUCCAGUGUCAUCAUUUUAUGAUCUUUAAUGACGUAAAACUAAUAUCUCAAGAAGACCCUCAAUAUAGGUCAGCAUACCCAUACCAAAAAUUCUGUUCCAAAACAAAAAGACAGAUAUGUGAAAUCUGCCAAAAUUUUCAUGCAAAAUUUGUCUGUGUCAACGACAUUAUGCUUGACAAAAGCAUUUGCUAUAUGUGUGAAACCUGCUUUAGAGACCUCCACUACUCAGAAAACGGUGAAAGGCUAUAUCAAGAUUUUGAAGUCUAUCCUUACAUUCACGACUAA